Messenger RNA from Protopolystoma xenopodis, 459 nucleotides. Lineage: Eukaryota; Metazoa; Platyhelminthes; Monogenea; Polystomatidea; Polystomatidae. The record is from the annotation of a GenBank genome assembly.
UCAAACAAAGUGAUCCCAAUUCCUCUGACUAUACCCCAUCAAUGUGCUACUAAUGCUUCCGAAGUGGCUCGUAUCACCAACGAACAUCCAAUGGACGCACCCAGUCAACUUUUCCGAGAGGGCGGCCGCCUUUGUGGAGAAUUAGCACCGUGUCGGGCUUUUGGCGAUGUCCGUUACAAAUGGUCAGCUGAUCAAUUACUUGCUCUAGUUAGACAUUUGGCUGGCGAUCAACUGUCAGGACAGCCGAAUUCACCCUCCAGCUUGGUGGGUGCUUCAGGUGUCCUUUUAAACGGACCGUGGGCAGGCCUGCCACCUCUUCCUCGGCCCUACACCAGCCCACCAUAUCUGACCGCCGAACCGGAAAUAACGAAAAUUGAGGCCAUCGCUGCCACCGUAUUCGUGCUACUCAAGCGUUAUAUCCUACACUGCCUCAAGCCUUUCAUAGGACGUAUGCACUAG